AUGAGUGCCAGUGUCGAACCACCCAUGCUCUCAGAAAACGUCACUGCAGAUAUAAUCAAUCCAUCAACUGCAUAUUCGCCCGCCUCCAAGUCUCAGGCUGAAAGAAAAUUUUCCACCGUAACAGAGGACCGAAGCUUCAUUCCAGCAACGAUGCGAGCCCUGUACUACUCGCCAGCCUCGGGACCAAAUACAAACACAUAUCCAGUACGCGGCUCCAUCCCAGCUCGAGAAGAGAGCAGUUUAAGCCCGACCGUCCGUGCCGACUCUAUGGCGCAAAGGGAGAAUAGUGUCAUCGAUCCCCGAACCGAUUCUAUAGCUUUUACAGAUAGUAGAGCCGACGUACCAAGUCCUCGAACAGUCCCCGAACCUACAUCCACUGCAACACGAAAUCAAAAGCCUGGUCCAGCAGGGAGCCUCGUCCUCGAUACGGAUUUUCCGACUCCUCAACCAGCAAGACAUCAGUAUCUCCUCAAAGUUCUUACCGCGGCAUUUUGUCAGGAUGAAUUACGAUUGGCAAUGGCUUUGAAUCCGAGUAAGACGACACCCCAGGUACCGCUACAUAGUGUCUGCGCUACAGUCAUCACUACACCGCCACAGGAUGAAGACCGACCACUUGGACCAAGGUAUAAAAUCGGAGAUGUGGUCUGGGGAGUCCUGAGCUAUACUCGAGACGGUGGCGCAGCGGACUUUGUUAUUGCCAAUGAAAAUGAACUUGCCUUGAAGCCGCCAAAUAUCACAGCCACAGAAGCCGCAGCACUUGCAUUACCGGCAUUAACAGCCUGGGGCGCAUUCUUUCGGGUGGCGGGCCUCGAUCCUGACGCUGCAGCCCAUCUGAAUGGCGAUGGAGCCAAUGGAGACAGACAAAGUGGCAGCGGCGCCAAAAGUGGAAAAGGCAGUGGUUACAGCGGCUACAGGGGUAGUGGCAAAAGUGCGCCUGAACAAAGGGGUAGUCUUUCACGACUGAGUCUUGGAAAAGGAGGAUUCGGGUUUGGAGGUGGAAGUUCAAGUGGAAGUGGAAGUGGAAGCAGCAUCGGGCAUCGAUUCAGUCUGGCCAAUUUGACUGGCAGCAAACCCGAACCCAGUCCGAAUGUCAGUCCUGGUCUUAGUCCAAGCGCUAGUCCCAGUGCAACUGGAAGUGGAAGCACAGGUGGGACUAGCACUGGACGAAAGCUUAGCAUGGCGAGCCUAGGCAGUAUCGCUGCAGCCAGUACGCGGAAACUGAGCCUUACAAGCAGUGGUAGCAGUGCGACCACCAAUGGGUUCAGGAGGAAGAAGCCACUGCGUAUACUUGUGACGAAUGCCCGUGAUAGUGAAGUCGGUCGAGUAGCGGUGCAACUACUCCGAGCCGAGAAAAUAUUUCCGUCUUCCUUACCCCGACCCUGGAUCUGUGUGACGUGUACAGUGGCAGAAGAGACUGUUCUUCGAGGGGAUUGGAGUGUUGAUGAGAUCCUUGUGAUCCCGCAUCUUCCAACCAAAGAUGAAUGUGACCUCGGGAGCAUGUUCCGGGAACGACGAUGGGAUCCUGUGGAUAUUGUGCUAGAUUGUACAGGCGGAGAAGUGUUUCGACAGGCUCACUCAAAAGAUGUAGUGCGGGAUUCGGGCGCUGUGUUGACGGCUGUGGAUCCUAAACCAGUGCAAGAACCUGCCACGGCAUAUGAGCAGGAUAUGCUGAAGCAGCGGAAGAGAGGAUUGAAGAGUCGGUUUGUGCCUGUGGUUCCGGAUGCUGCGGCAAUGAAGCGCAUCUCUGAGUUGGUAGAAGAUCGAGUGUUACGGGGACGUGAAGAACAGGUCGUUGAUCUGAAUAGAGCUGCGAAGUUGCUUGAGGGCAAAGCGGCGGGUGCAGCGGGAAGUCGGCGAGGAGGGAUGAUGGUGGUUCGUAUCAACAAUGUUUGUUAA
Penicillium malachiteum is the source of this 1896-nucleotide messenger RNA. RefSeq lists its product as uncharacterized. The coding region runs from base 1 to 1896 and encodes 631 amino acids. The record is from RefSeq and is a predicted model, not a curated record. The transcript has a single exon. NCBI's taxonomy places the organism in Eukaryota, Fungi, Ascomycota, Eurotiomycetes, Eurotiales, Aspergillaceae.